GGAAUGGAUAUUCUAAAGUCUUACAAGGAAUAGAAGAGAAAGAGAAAGAGAGAGAAAAGUCCAACAAACUCUCGGAAAACGUCUUUCUCUGGUUUUGUCCUACCUACAAAUCCAAUGCCCUAAUUCUCUCCAGAAUUAGUCUUUCUUUCGUUUCUUUUCCAAUUAACAUCCUUCUCAAAUUCCUGAUCAGAAAUCAAGAUCAAUGGCGUUAAUUUCAAAGAAUUUGAUCAUGUUUUUGAGAAUUUUACUGUUCCUAGGGUUUUGGUUUGAAUAUGGGCAAUCUUUCAAAGUACCUUUCAGGGUUAACGAUGUACUACCAGUAUUACCUAGACAAGUUUCAUGGCCAUUGCUUAAUAAUUUUCAUAGUGCUGUUGAUCUUUUACCAUCUUUUGUUGGAUCUGUUAGUCCAAAUAACGGUUCUAUUGAGUGGAAAGGUGCUUGUUUUUACGGUAAUCAAGCUCGUAUGGAGUUUACUAUUGGUACUACUGGAGAUGAUGAUAAGGGUUUGGGUGGUGGUGUUCUAUAUCUCAAGACAGAUGAGGCACACAGCUGGACAUGCAUGGAUCUUUAUGUAUUUGCAACACCUUACAGGGUAACUUGGGAUUACUAUUUUUCUGCGCGGGAGCAUACGUUGAAGAUCGAUGCAUGGGAAGAGCCUGCUGAGUUGGAAUAUGUUAAGGAGCAUGGAAUAUCUGUAUUUCUUAUGCCAUCAGGAAUGCUUGGGACUUUUAUGUCAUUGAUAGAUGUCCUGCCUCUAUUUUCGAACUCUGUCUGGGGUCAGAACGCAAAUUUAGCAUUUCUACAAAAGCACAUGGGAGCGACAUUUGAGAGACGUAGUAAGCCUUGGAUUGCGACAAUCAAUCCAGAAGAUGUUCAUUCUGGUGAUUUCUUAGCACUUUCAAAGAUCCGUGGUCGUUGGGGUGGAUUUGAGACAUUAGAGAAAUGGGUAACAGGGGCUUUUGCUGGCCACACUUCUGUUUGCUUGAAGGAUGAUUCUGGCAAGCUCUGGGUUGGUGAAUCGGGGCAUGAGAAUGAGAAGGGAGAGGAAAUUAUAGUGGUAAUUUCUUGGGAAGAGUGGUGGGAACUGGCACUAAAGGAUAAUUCAAACCCGCAUAUAGCUCUGCUUCCUCUACAUCCAGACAUGCGUGCAAAGUUUAAUGCCACUGCUGCGUGGGCUUAUGCUCGGAGUAUGUCAGGCAAGCCAUAUGGUUACCAUAAUAUGAUAUUCAGUUGGAUUGAUACCAUAGCUGACAACUAUCCGCCACCUCUUGAUUCUCAUUUGGUUGUCUCUCUUAUGUCUAUGUGGACUAGAGUUCAACCUGCAUAUGCUGCUAAUAUGUGGAAUGAAGCUCUAAACAAGCGGUUAGGAACUGAGGGUCUGGAUUUAUAUGGAAUACUUGAUGAGACUGAAAAGCGUGGUAUAACAUUCGAUCAUUUACUUACGAUUCCCGAACAAGAUGACUGGGUGUACAGUGAUGGCAAAUCAACGACUUGUGUUGCCUUCAUCCUUGAAAUGUACAAAGAGGCUGGACUCUUUGGUCCUAUUGCUAGCUCUAUUCAAGUUACAGAGUUCACGAUCCGUGAUGCAUACGUACUUAAAUUAUUUGAGAAUAACCAAACACGUUUGCCAAUUUGGUGCAAUAAUGAGAAUGAUCAGCUCCCAUUCUGCCAGAUCCUUGGGGAGUAUCGCAUGGAGUUGCCUCAGUAUAAUACUAUUGAGCCGUACGCCAAAAUGAAUGAAAACUGCCCCUCUUUGCCACCAGCUUAUGAGAGGCCUGUAAAGUGUUAAAUUUCAGGCUGAAGCUUGAAGUUGGUGUUAUUAUAGUUCACGGAAUGUAGCGAUACUUUUGUGUGAUGUGUUAUGAAGUUACUGAAGGUGUAUUUCAGUUGCCAUAUAGAAGAACACUUCUUUCAAAUUUCGUCCUUUCUAAGUCUCCAAUUCCACUUGUAAAUAUUUCUUAUCUUGAAAUGAAUUAAACAUUUGACCUGAUAGCAAAGGGUUUCUUAUACUUUGUAUGACUAUAUAUUUUGUACGAAGUUCUAAAUAAUGUAGAUUCUAUUAGUAUGUUUGGAUAAA
This is a messenger RNA of Papaver somniferum (opium poppy), 2077 nucleotides long. RefSeq lists its product as uncharacterized. Lineage: Eukaryota; Viridiplantae; Streptophyta; Magnoliopsida; Ranunculales; Papaveraceae. The record is from RefSeq and is a predicted model, not a curated record. The transcript has 7 exons. Bases 203 to 1789 code for a protein of 528 amino acids.